This is a messenger RNA of Salvia splendens (bonfire salvia), 1801 nucleotides long. RefSeq names its product cytochrome P450 71AP13-like. The record is from RefSeq and is a predicted model, not a curated record. NCBI's taxonomy places the organism in Eukaryota, Viridiplantae, Streptophyta, Magnoliopsida, Lamiales, Lamiaceae. Bases 16 to 1569 code for a protein of 517 amino acids. The transcript is spliced from 2 exons. Gene Ontology annotation, molecular function: heme binding; iron ion binding; monooxygenase activity.
CAAAAUCAUACAAGAAUGAAUCCAGUCCAGCUGUUGCACGAAGGCUACCUUCUUCUUUUUCUUCUCCUCCCCAUACUACUGGGGCUAGGCACAUUAAUCUUCCUCUCUCUCUCUACAAAACCCCCAAGGCUACCUGGCCCCCCCAAGCUCCCGCUGAUUGGAAACCUCCACCUCCUAGGCAAGCACCCCCACCUCUCCCUCCUCUCUCUCUCCAAAAAAUACGGCCCCCUCUUCCACCUCCAGCUGGGUGAGAUCCCCACCGUCAUCCUCUCUUCCGCCGCCACCGCCAAGGAAGCCCUCAAAACUCACGACCUGGCCCUCGCAACCCGGCCCGAGAUCUCCGCGGCCAAAACGCUCUUCUACAACUGUACCGACGUCGCCUUCGCCCCCUACGGCCCCCACUGGCGGAGCACCAGGAAGCUCUGCACCCUCGAGCUGCUCAGCACCAAAAGGGUUCAAUCUUUUUCCUCCGUUAGAGCCGAGGAAGCUUCUAGACUCGUCCGCCGUGUGUCGGCCAGCGCCAGUUCCACCGGUGUUGUCGACCUGUCGAAGCUGCUGAAUUUGUACGCCAGCGACGUUCUCUGCCGGAUUGUGUUCGGCAAGGACUUCUCUGGCGGCGGAGAGUAUGAGAGGUUUGGGUUUAAGGAGAUGCUUGAUGAGUAUCAGGAACUGCUUGGGGGGUUUUCCCUUGGGGAUUUCUUCCCGUCGAUGGAGAUUUUGCAGGUGCUGACGGGGCAUAGGGGGAGACUUUGGCGUGCUUUCCAGCGGUUUGAUAAGCUUUUUAGUGAUGUUAUUGAGGAGAAGAUGCACACAACACAAGCCCAAUGUAUGGAUUUUGUGGAUAUUUUGCUUCACUUGCAGAGAAAUGGAGAUGCCCAUAUUCCACUCACCAUGGAUAAUGUUAAAGCUAUCCUCUUGGAUAUGUUUGCAGCAGGAACGGACACAACAUUCAUAACCUUGGAUUGGACCAUGACAGAGCUGCUAACUCAUCCAGAAAUCCUCAAAAUCCUCCGAUCCGAGGUAAGAAAUGUAGUCGGAGAAAAAGAAAUGGUGUCUGAAACUGAUCUUCCUAACCUAAAGUACAUGAAAGCCGUGAUCAAAGAAGUCAUGAGAUUGCACCCUCCUGCACCUCUACUUGUCCCUCGUGAAUCCAUGGCACAAAUCACGAUCAACGGCCAUACCAUUCCGGCCAAGACGCGCAUCUUCAUCAAUGCAUGGGCCAUAGGUAGGGACGUUAAAUACUGGGAGAAUCCAGAGGAGUUUGAUCCCAAUAGAUUCUUGAACUCAGAUAUUGAUUUUAGGGGCCAGCAUUUCGAGCUGAUUCCUUUUGGAGCGGGCAGGAGAAUUUGCCCUGCUAUAACCUUCGGUUUGGCGACUGUGGAGAUGGGAUUGGCGCAGCUUGUCCAUGAUUUUGAUUGGGAGCUGCCGUAUCAGGUUAAGCCUGAUGAUCUUGACAUGACCGAGGUUUUUGGCAUCACCAUGCACCGGAAAUCGCCUCUCCUGGUUGUUGCCAACCACCAUGUUUUAGGUUCUAAAACUCAAAAUCAGUACUCCAUUCAUCCACGAUGAAAUGGGAAUUACGUGACAAGAGUUAGUGAAGUGCGUGUCUACUUUUAUUUGGACUAUUAGUUAUUAGUUUAAUAAUAAAUUAUGAUUGUAAUUAUUUAGUAGAGUGUGAGACCCACUAAUCUAAAAUGGAAAAAAUUAAAUGUAAUUUUAAAUUAUAGACAUCUCGAAAUGUCAAAAUGAGACCUUAUUUUGUGGAAGGAAGAAGUUGAAAUAAUGUUAUAAUGAUCUACUA